CUUCACAGAGCGUGGAUCGAAAAAACCUUCCUGAAGAGAGAAUGUAUCCAGAUUAUUCCCAGCAAAGAUGCCAGCAGGUGCAGUUGUGGUAAACUGGUGACGCAGCAUGCUGCCAUCCCUGCAGGGGCCAAAGAGGAAGGGGCCCCACUGGUUCAGUUGGAGGRCCUACCCUCAGAGAGAUGGAGUGCCCUCAAACACACCCAGACAUCCCCCACCGAUGCCUACGGYGUCCUGGAGUUCCAGGGUGGUGGACACGUCAACAAGGCCAUGUACAUCAGAGUCUCCUARGACUCCAAGCCGGACACCCUGCUCCAUCUGAUGGUGAAGGAGUGGCAGCUGGAGCUCCCCACGCUGCUCAUCUCGGUCCACGGAGGCCUGCAGAACUUUGACCUGCCCCCCAAACUGAAGCAGGUCUUUGGUAAGGGACUGAUCAAAGCCGCCGUCACCACCGGAGCCUGGAUCUUCACGGGAGGAGUCAGUACAGGAGUUAUCCGUCAUGUUGGAGAUGCUCUCAAAGACCAUUCAUCCAAGUCAAGAGGGAAAGUCUGUGCUAUUGGCAUUGCAUCAUGGGGGAUUGUCGAGAACAAAGAGGAUCUGAUUGGGACAGAUGUGACCCGUCCUUACCAGACCAUGUCCAACCCGCUCAGUAAGCUAGCAGUCCUGAACAGUAGCCACUCCCACUUCAUUCUGUCUGACAACGGGACCACCGGCAAGUACGGAGCUGAGGUCCGCCUCCGCCGGCAACUGGAGAAACACAUCUCUCUUCAGAAGAUCAACACACGUCUGGGUCAGGGGGUUCCUGUGGUGUGUCUCAUCCUGGAAGGGGGUCCUAAUGUCAUCUCCAUCGUAUUGGAGAGUCUGAAGGAGGAACCGCCGGUCCCGGUUGUGGUUUGCGACGGCAGCGGUCGAGCCUCUGACAUCAUCUCCUUCGCUCACAGAUACUGCGAGGAGGACGGGCAGGUGAGCGAGAGCGUCAAAGAUCAGCUUCUGGUCACCAUCCAGAAAACCUUCAACUACAGCCGCAGCCAGGCGCAGCAGAUCUUCCUCAUGGUGGUGGAGUGCAUGAAGAAGAAGGCUCUGGCACCAAUGCUUCAGCAUCUGAUCAGCUGAGUUUGGCCCUGGCCUGGAACAGAGUGGACAUCGCCCGCAGUCAGAUCUUUGUUUAUGGUCUCCACUGGCCCCCUGCCAGAGCGUUAGCUGCUGACCGGCCCAAYAGCCCAGCAUCUCAGAGACAAGCAGCAGCUGCAGGGAAGGGCAAGGCUCGYGCAAAGAAGGGGAAAGGAGGCAAACCCAAACCAGAGCCUCCGGAGGAGACGGACCCUCGCAAACUGGAGCUCCUCAACUGGGUGAACUCUCUGGAACAGGCCAUGAUGGACGCUCUGGUGUUGGACCGGGUGGACUUUGUGAAGCUGCUGAUUGAGAACGGGGUCAACAUUCACCACUUCCUGACCAUCCCACGCCUGGAGGAGCUGUACAACACGAAGCUGGGACCAGCCAACACUCUGCACUUCGUGGUACGAGAUGUCAAAAAGGGUAAUCUCCCUCCAGAUUACCAGAUCACUCUGAUUGAUAUCGGGCUYGUGCUGGAGUUCCUGAUGGGAGGAGCUUAUCGCUGCAAUUACACCAGGAAGAGUUUCAGGACGCUCUACAACAACCUGUACGGCCUCAAGAGACCCAAAGCUCUGAAGCUUCUUGGUAUGGAGGAUGAUGAGCCCCGACCGAAGGGGAAGGGAAGGAAGAGCAAGAAGAAGGAAGAGGAGGAGGACAUUGAUGUGGACGAUCCUGAGGUCAGCAGGUUCCACUAUCCCUUCCAUGAGCUGAUGGUGUGGGCGGUUCUGAUGAAGCGCCAGAAGAUGGCGCUGUUCCUGUGGCAGCGAGGCGAAGAGGGCAUGGCCAAAGCUCUGGUGGCCUGUAAGCUCUAUAAGGCCAUGGCCCACGAGUCGUCCCAGAGCGAGCUAGUGGACGACAUCUACCAGGAUCUGGAAAACAACUCCAAGGAGUUUGGCCAGCUGGCCUACGAACUGUUGGAUCAGUCGUACAAGCAUGAUGAACAGUUGGCCAUGAAACUGUUGACGUACGAGCUGAAGAACUGGAGUAACUCCACCUGCCUGAAGUUGGCUGUAGCUGCCAAACACAGAGACUUCAUCGCCCACACCUGCAGCCAGAUGCUGCUGACUGACAUGUGGAUGGGCUGUCUGAGGAUGGGCAAGAGCAACAGUCUCAAGGUGAUUUUAGGGAUCAUCUUUCCUCCCACUAUCUUGCUUUUGGAAUUCCGACUGAGAGACGAAGCUCAUCACCACUCAUCCAAACACAGCGGCAAUGAAAAGACUAAAGAUGACGACAAACCAAACAAGGACGUUUCCCCAAACGCCGAUCCAAAUUCAAAGAAAGGAGACGAAGAAGGAAACCAGAAGAGGCACCUGAAGAUUCCCAUUGGGAGGCAGAUCUACGAGUUCUACAACGCUCCUUUUACCAAAUUCUGGUUCAACACGAUCUCCUACCUGGUGUACCUCAUGCUGUAUAACUACAUCAUCCUGGUGAAGAUGGAGCGCUGGCCCUCACUGCAGGAGUGGAUUGUCAUUUCUUACAUCAUCACUCUUGGACUUGAGAAAGUCAGACAGAUCCUUAUGUCGGAGCCAGGGAAGCUGAAGCAGAAGAUCAGUGUGUGGCUGGAGGAUUACUGGAACAUCACUGAUCUAGUGGCCAUCUCUGUCUUCCUGCUGGGCCUCUUGCUGCGGCUCCAGAACGAGCCCUACAUGGGUUACGGACGCGUAAUCUACUGCGUCGACAUCAUUUUCUGGUACAUCAGAGUCCUGGACAUCUUUGGAGUCAACAAGUACCUGGGCCCCUACGUCAUGAUGAUUGGGAAGAUGAUGAUUGACAUGUUGUACUUCGUGGUCAUCAUGUUGGUCGUGUUGAUGAGCUUUGGCGUAGCUCGGCAGGCCAUCCUCCACCCAGACGAGGAGCCCACCUGGCGACUAGCUCGGAACAUCUUCUACAUGCCGUACUGGAUGAUCUACGGAGAGGUGUUUGCAGACUCCAUAGACCUUUACGCCAUGGAGAUCAACCCUCCAUGUGGUGAAAACUUGUAUGAUGAAGAUGGAAAAAAGCUUCCUCCUUGUAUUCCUGGGGCCUGGCUCACACCUGCCAUCAUGGCCUGUUACCUGCUGGUGGCCAACAUCCUGCUCGUCAACCUGCUCAUCGCUGUUUUCAACAACACUUUCUUCGAGGUAAAGUCCAUCUCCAAUCAGGUUUGGAAGUUCCAGCGAUAUCAGUUGAUCAUGACCUUCCACGAUCGCCCCAUCCUCCCACCCCCCCUCAUCAUAUUUCCCCACAUCUACAUCGUGCUGAAGAGGCUGUGCUGCACCUGCCGACGGAGGACGGAGGGCGAACGUGACGACCGCGAGAGGAGGCUACAGCUGGUGCUGAACACUGAGGAACUGAAGAGUCUGCAUGAGUUCGAGGAGCAGUGUGUGGAAGAGUACUUCAGAGAGAAGGAGGACGAGAAGCAGUCGUCCAACAACGAGCGAAUCAAAGUCACAUCUGAGAGGGUGGAGAACAUGUUCAUGCGUCUGGAGGAGGUGAAUGAGAGGGAGCACUCCAUGAAGGCCUCCCUGCAGACGGUGGACCUCCGCCUGGCCCAGCUGGAGGAGUUCUCCGGCCGCGUGAUGAACGCUCUGGAGAAGCUGGCCGGCGUGGACCGGGCUGAGCUGGUCCGUACCCGCUCCAGAGGAUCGUCCGUGUGCGAGCCGUCUUCUCUGCUGAGAUUCGGCAGCAUCAACAGCGCCGACGGCUACAGCCUGUACCGGUACCAGCUGGACCACGAUGACAGAACGUCUGCAGAGACGGAGGACAAACGAGUCAACGUGAGUCCAGAGAGAAAAGGACCAUCUGAGGGAGGACACACAGCAGGUGAUGUGAGGGACAUUGUUUCAACUCUAGAUGUUGGUGUGAAGAACAGGACUCAGUCUCUGUCRAACGUUGACAUCUUCAUUUCCCCCUGCGACCCCGACCACAAGCACCCCCACACCUGCCCCAGUCCAGCUCAGGCUGACCCAAAGGACAGGCUGGCACAAAAGAGRCAACUGGAGGCUGCAGUGUCCUUUCCCCUGGAGAGGUCAAAGGUCACGCAGCACUCGUUGUCUCCAAACCUCGGCAGGAGGAAGUCCACCAGCAGCAUCGUCUGCACCCAGCCUUGCCAGGAGAGCGAAAGUCAUGGUAACAGUGAGGAGGAGGAGGGGCUUCUGGUGGACGAGGGCAGGAUGUACCCAACGCUACGAUCCAAGAGUCUCAGCACCAACCCGAGGAAGACGAGGACGAAGAGGCAGGAGGACGAGGACAAGUCUCGUAUGGCUAGUAGUGUGAAGGACUUGGUGUCGGUGUUCGGGGGGCGACAGGAAGACAUGGACCAGGACCAGGUUCAGAGACCCUGAGUGCUGAUGAGCCCUGACCUCUGCACCAUCGCAGUGAGACCAGAGUCCAGAACUGCAGGGUUUGAUGUUGUCUGUGGUGAACCCAACUUUACAAGCACUGAUCUGAUUGUGUGGAACUCUGGGUUAACGAUAAUUACUGCACAUCAAAGGUGUUAUUAAGCUUUGAAAAAACAGUCAGRAUCUUACCUGCAGCAGAUCAGCCAUCAGUACGUUUACAGUUAGAAGAAUCAAAGGAAAUCAGGAUCUCACUCAGGCUGAAACCUUAAAGGGAUCCACUAUUAAUUGUAACAUUAGACUUUAUUCAAUAAACGUUUAUUUUAACUGUAAAAUAAA
Austrofundulus limnaeus is the source of this 4766-nucleotide messenger RNA. Its product is annotated as transient receptor potential cation channel subfamily M member 1-like. Gene Ontology annotation, biological process: metal ion transport; protein tetramerization; monoatomic cation transmembrane transport. Gene Ontology annotation, cellular component: plasma membrane. Lineage: Eukaryota; Metazoa; Chordata; Actinopteri; Cyprinodontiformes; Rivulidae. The record is from RefSeq and is a predicted model, not a curated record. Gene Ontology annotation, molecular function: calcium channel activity.